GGAACUCUCACCCAGCCCUGUUGGAUAGAUUCUCAGAUCUUUGAUGCUAGCAACUGGAGAUAUGGGAAUCAGGUGCCUGCUGCGUGCCACAGCUCUUGGUGUCCUGCUUGUCUGGUCAAUAUUACAACUGAAGAAUACUUCAGCAUCCUGCCCUCAAUGCAAUGAAAAUGCCUCCUGCUACAACAGCACUCAUUGUAUUUGUAAUGAUGGAUUCUGGACAGGACCUGAUAACAGAAUAAUUAUUGAGCCCCAUGUGAAAUGUGAAGAUAUUGAUGAGUGUCUAUUGGCGGUGCUGGUGUGCAAGGAUGUGUCAUAUUGUAAAAAUAAAAUUGGAACUUACACAUGCAGCUGUAUAAUAAAAUACCCUAUCUUCAACUGGGUAGCUGGCAUUAUUGAUAUUGAUAAUCCUGAUUGUUACGCAGAUUGGUGGGCAUUCCUACAAUGGCUUGAUGGACUCCAAUCAUCAAUGAUGCCUGCCACUACAUACCAAGUAGAAGAUGGCCACUCUGUGAUUCCUUCCACGGACACCCCACUCUCAGGCAGCUUACCCUCAGUCGCAUAUCCUACCUUCCAUCACAGGAAAGUGAACAAUGGGAAGAAAAUAGGAACACAAGCAGAUAUUUGGGGAGUGUGGAGUCAACAUGAAUCCAAAAAGAACUUUGCAAAAAGAGCUACCACAGUACUUCACCAAGUGGGACGCCACAUAUUGAAUGAAUACUCAGGUGUACCAACGAAGGGUGAAAAUUCUACACUGGGUAUAGUGUAUGAAAUGAAGAGGUGCAAUAGUAUGAUUCUUCUGGAAGCUGGAAAUAACACGAUGAAGAUUGACUGCACUAGUGCUCUCAAAGAAAACAAGAGUAGAGAUGAGACUGCAGUUGCUCUUAUUGCAUAUCAGUCCCUUGGGAAGUUUCUAAACGGAUCCUUUUUUAGUAACAGUGAAGGAAUGCAGAAAGUAAAAUUGAGCUCUCUUAUUGUGAGUGGUGCCAUUCGUUCAGAAGUCAAACCUGUCCUGUCUGAACCUGUACUCCUGACUUUACAAAACACUCAGCCCAUUGACCCAAGAGCAGAACAUCUCUGUGUCCAUUGGGAAGGAUCAGAGGAAGGAGGCAGUUGGUCCACUAAGGGCUGUUCUCACAUGUACACCAAUGACUCCUACACCAUUUGCAAGUGUUUCCACCUGUCCAGCUUUGCUGUGCUCAUGGCUCUAUCCCUCGAGGAGGACUCUGUGCUUUCUGCACUGUCAGUGAUCACCUACGUGGGACUGAGUCUUUCUCUAUUGUGCCUAUUCCUGGCGGCUGUCACCUUUCUCCUGUGCCAGCCCAUACAGAAUACAAGCACUACACUCCACCUACAGCUCUCCAUCUGCCUCUUCCUGGCUGAUCUCCUCUUCCUCACAGGCAUCAACAGAACUGAGCCUAAGGUGCUGUGCUCCCUCAUUGCAGGAAUGUUGCACUACCUCUACUUGGCUUCAUUCAUGUGGAUGUUUCUUGAAGGGCUACACCUUUUUCUCACUGUGAGGAAUCUUAAAGUGGCCAACUACAGCAGCUCAGGAAGAUUCAAGAAGAGGUUCAUGUACCCUGUAGGCUAUGGAAUCCCUGCCUUUAUUGUCACUGUGUCUGCGAUAGCUGGCCAUGAAAAUUAUGGAACACACACCCACUGCUGGCUCAGCAUUCAUAAAGCAUUCAUCUGGAGCUUCUUGGGUCCAGUAGCAGCCAUUAUCUUGAUAAACCUGGUAUUCUACUUUCAAACUAUAUGGAUUUUAAGAAGCAAACUUUCUUCCCUCAAUAAAGAAGUUUCAACUCUUCAGGACACCAAGAUGAUGACAUUUAAAGCCAUUGUUCAUCUAUUUGUAUUGGGAUGUUCUUGGGGCAUUGGCUUAUUUAUGGUCAUUGAAUUCGGGAAGACAGUGAGAUUAAUCAUUGCCUAUCUAUUCACCAUCAUCAAUGUCCUACAGGGGGUUUUGAUAUUUGUGAUACACUGUCUGCUUAAUCGCCAGGUCCGAACGGAAUAUAAGAAGUGGUUUUAUAAGAUGCAGAAAGGGGUUGAAAAUGAAAGCACUGAGAUGUCUUAUUCUACUACUCACACCAAAAUGGAGGAAGCUGGAAGUCAGCAGAACUGACUCACUGAGAAUGCUCACAACCUGAGCUCCUGCUUCUUAACCAAGGACAAUCAUCACACCAAUGUGGCCACACAUGGACUAGGUUCAUGUCACCAUUCUUCUAUGUGAAUUCAUCUUUUGAAAAUAAUUUUGCUAUGAUUUUUAAUGCAUAAUAAUUGUACCUGCACUUCACCGGGAAAUUUUCAUACAUACAAACAGCUUUGACCGUAUCCACCUCCCUUCACUUAUCCUCACUUGAUCCCCUUUACUUAAUCACUUUUCCUGUACACAAUUAUUCCUCUUCCUUUUAAUUUUUUAUACAAUGGAGAAUCCUAACAUUUCUCUUGCUACAUCUCAGUUAAUUACCAUAAUAUGUUUUCUUUGAAUUCCAUAUAUGUUCUGGCAAACAAUAGGCUUUUAUUCUACUUCAAAAUAGAAAAAUAUUCCAUGGGUGAUAUAAACCACAUUUUCUUUAUCCAUUGAGGCACACCAAGGCUGAUUCUACAGCUUGGCUAUUGUGAGUAGCACCAUAGUAAAUAUGACUGUUCUGUUGAGGGACACAGUCCUCUGAGAAAAACAGCUCUCAUCUUCAUCUGAUCAGCCACGACUACUUGCAAGCUUGUUGAUUCUCACAGAGGAUGAAUGGAGAGUGUCAAUGGACUCUCAUCUGAGAAACAAGCCAUAAUUCUCAAGAAUUUGUUUGCAAUUCUUACCUAAUACUGUGGCCUUGGUGUCUCCAGAUGUGAGAGUGUAUAGUCUGCAUGAAAGUUAAUUGAGAGAGACUCAUUGAUGGAAGUAUGGGGAAGCAACCAUCCAUCCUUUGUAAAGUCUCUUCAGUGGUGCUAUUCUGAGGUCACCUACAUGUUUGUA
Messenger RNA from Peromyscus californicus insignis, 2968 nucleotides. It is a transcript of the gene Adgre3, whose product is annotated as adhesion G protein-coupled receptor E3. The coding region runs from base 44 to 2119 and encodes 691 amino acids. Gene Ontology annotation, biological process: adenylate cyclase-activating G protein-coupled receptor signaling pathway; cell surface receptor signaling pathway. Gene Ontology annotation, cellular component: membrane. Lineage: Eukaryota; Metazoa; Chordata; Mammalia; Rodentia; Cricetidae. Gene Ontology annotation, molecular function: G protein-coupled receptor activity; calcium ion binding. The record is from RefSeq and is a predicted model, not a curated record. The transcript is spliced from 17 exons.